Molecule: messenger RNA, 2295 nt
Organism: Fusarium coffeatum
Lineage: Eukaryota; Fungi; Ascomycota; Sordariomycetes; Hypocreales; Nectriaceae
Exons: 3
Coding region: 1-2295 (764 amino acids)
Biological process (GO): tRNA processing
Molecular function (GO): tRNA dihydrouridine synthase activity; RNA binding; flavin adenine dinucleotide binding
Source: RefSeq, a predicted model, not a curated record
AUGAGUGAGCAACCCGAUGCCAAGAUGGGUGGUGUCUCCCCAGGUCAUGAGCACGCCGAGCUCGUGGCUGAUGCCAGCAAUAUCACAACAUCCGCCGAGGACGGAGAGAGGGCUUCGAAGCGAGUUAAGAUGAACGACUCGAUUCCCUCCGAGUCUGUGCCUGGAGAGGGCCUACAUGAUGCGCCUGCUACCAAAGAAAACGGCGAUGUGACAAAUGGUGACAAGGAAAAAGUGACCGAAGAGUCAAAGUCGGACUCCAAGCCGGAACAUGUUGAUGGACGUACCAAGGGAGUCGCUCCUAUCAAGAAGGAGUAUCUCGUUGACAUGUCAACCUACAAGGAUACAUCCACCGAUACCGUGAAUGACGACGAUGCUGCUGAGGCGCGUGGCACUGCUGAAAACGAGGGACAGAAUGGUGACAGAAAGUCGGGCAAGGGCAAGAAGGAAAAGAAGAAGAAGGGUCAAAAUACAGAGCGUGACUUCGGCAAGUUUGACGACGCUUUUCGCCUUUGCAACAGCCGAGCUUUUUACCCCGAAUUUUCACCCAGAGAGUGCAAAUUUGGCGAUCGCUGCAACCUCUGCCACGAUCUUCGCAAGUACCUCGAGGAGGGACGCCGAGGUGAUGUCGAGACCUUCGAGGGCAAAUGUCCUGUGUUCGAGGCCCACGGCCAUUGCCCUGCGGGCUGGAAGUGCCGCUUUGUUAAGAGCCACAUGAAGGAGGUCGAACACGAGGAUGGAAGAAAGGAACUGGUUCUUAUUAGCACUGCCGCCAAUGGUGGUGAGAAUGGCGAGCCUACAGAGGAGGCAUCUGAGGAGAAGCGACCCGCCAUUUACAAUGUUGUCGGAAUGGACAAGAAGAUCGCCCUCAAUCGUAAGCGAACUGAUUUCACACAGUCUGACCAAAUCAUCACCUGGAUGAAUAAGGAAGCCAAGCUGAGCGAGGAGUUCAUGAACCGUCGUAAGAACCAGUCCGACGAGGGCAUUGAGGAUCUUCGUGCCCGCUUUGUCGACCCCCCUUUUAAGCCUUCCGAGAAGCGUCGUCUUUACUUUGGCGCAGAGACUCCCACUUUGGCACCUCUCACUACGCAAGGAAACCUGCCUUUCCGUCGACUUUGCGUCGAGCUUGGUGCCCAACUCACCUACUCUGAGAUGGCUCUAAGUAUGCCCCUCAUUCAAGGAACAAAGGCCGACUGGACGCUCCUCAAGGCUCACGAAUCCGAGCUUACUCCCCCCAAGUUCAACCCAGGCUCUGUUCCCAUCUUUGACGACUACGACAACUCCAAGGAUCUUAAGUUUGGUGCCCAAAUCUCCGGAAAUAACCAUUGGGUUGUUACAAAGGCUGCCGAUGUCCUUAACCGCUACUGUCCUCACCUUCGUCUCAUUGAUCUUAACUGCGGUUGUCCUAUUGAUAUGGUCUUCAAGUCUGGCGGUGGAUCAGCCCUUCUUGAGAACUCUGGCAAGCUGGAGCGCAUGAUUCGAGGAAUGAAUGCCGUAUCAGGAGAGGUUCCCAUUACUGCCAAGAUCCGCACUGGUAUUCGGAACUCUCGCCCUACCGCUACUCAGCUCAUUGGUAAGCUGGCUUUCGGAGCACGAGAGCACAGAGAACGCCUUGGAGCUCCCGGAUGUGCUGCCCUUACCCUUCACGGUCGUAGCCGUGAGCAAAGAUAUACCAAGAAGGCUGAUUGGGGCUACAUCAGCGAGUGUGCUGCCCUCAUCAAGACUUACAACAAGGAGAAGGACGCCCUGACUGAUACUGCUGCUGAGCCUGACGCCAGCACUCUCCCUAACAACAAGGAUGGCCGUAUGUACUUCCUCGGUAAUGGUGACUGCUACUCCCAUGUCGAGUACUAUGAGCACAUUGAGAAGGCUCGUGUUGACACCGUCAUGAUUGGCCGUGGUGCCCUCAUCAAGCCCUGGUUGUUCGAAGAAAUUGAGAAGGGCCAAUACCUUGACAAGUCGUCCAGUGAGCGUCUCCGCUACAUUGAGAAAUUCGUGCGCUACGGUUUGGACGCCUGGGGCUCUGAUGAGCUUGGCAUCGGCUUCACUCGCCGUUUCCUCCUUGAGUGGCUCAGCUUUGCCCACCGCUAUGUUCCUAUUGGCUUGCUCGAGCAUCUUCCUCCUGAUCUCAACGAUCGUCCUCCCAAGUACGAGGGCCGAGAUGAGAUGGAGACCCUCAUGGCGUCGAACAACUUCAGAGACUGGAUCAAGAUCAGCGAGAUGUUCCUCGGUCCCGUCCACCCGACAUUCAAGUUCCAGCCAAAGCACAAGUCCAAUGCGUACGAGGCUGAGGGUUAG